Molecule: messenger RNA, 1332 nt
Organism: Aspergillus lentulus
Lineage: Eukaryota; Fungi; Ascomycota; Eurotiomycetes; Eurotiales; Aspergillaceae
Product: flavin-containing monooxygenase
Source: RefSeq, a predicted model, not a curated record
AUGGCUGAUCCAUCCUACCUUGCAGGUAUACGGUCCGAUUCCGAUCUUCACACCUUCGGCUUCGCGUGGCGUCCUUGGCUAGAGAAAGAAUCCAUUGCACAAGGCUCGAUGAUUUCCAAUUACAUUAAGGAAUCGGCCGAGCAGGAGGGAAUCGAUCGAAAAAUCAAAUUCUUCCACAGUGUUGACAGGAUAUCUUGGUCUACGGCAACGAAGGUAUGGACUCUGGAUAUAACCGUGAAGGACCCGGGAGCUGCUAAGAAGUCCCUACGCACACGGUUCAUCAUGCUCGGGACCGGUUACUAUGACUACAAAACACCCAUGGAUGCUGAGAUCCCGGGAAUAGCGGACUUCCAGGGCACGGUGGUACAUCCACAGUUUUGGCCAACGGACCUUGACUAUAGUGGCAAAGACAUCGUCAUCAUCGGAUCUGGCGCCACAGCCGUUACGUUGCUGCCGGCACUGGCAGAAAAAGCAUCCCAUGUCACGAUGCUGCAACGUUCACCCACUUAUAUCAUGCCGGUACCAAAGGAGAGCAUGUUCGACAGAGCCAUUAGAUCCAUAUUCCCACAUUAUUUGGCGUUUGGGAUUAUCCGUUUUAAAUGGAUCCUGAUGUCGCUGUUGCUCGUGACCUACUGCCAAUGGUUCCCCAACCACGCUCGGAAAUCCUUUCUUAGAAAGGUGAAGCAAGAACUACCCCAGGGGGCGUCUCUCGAUCCUGACUUUACUCCCUCAUAUAAUCCGUGGGACCAAAGGCUAUGUGUGUGUCCAGACGGGGACUUCUACGCUUGUUUGCGUCGUGGUAAAGGCAGCAUCAAGACAGGGGUCAUCGAUAGAGUUACGCAGGCAGCUAUCCGACUCAGAUCAGGCGACGAGCUCAAUCCAGAUAUUGUUGUGACCGCGACAGGCCUUAGAAUGGCCAUGGCUGGCGGCAUCGAGAUCAUUGUUGAUGGCGAGCCAUACCAGGCUGCGGACCAUUUCAUGUGGAAUGGUGCCAUGCUCGAGGACCUGCCCAACCUGGUUCUCGCGAUUGGAUACGUGGAUGCUAGCUGGACUUUGGGAGCGGACGCAACCGCACAGCUGGCGAGCCGCUUGCUGAAUAGGAUGAAACGGGAUUCGGUGAGCAUGAUUGUGCCUCGUUGCAACAAUGAUGAGAAGAAAGGAAUGAGAGAAACUCCGUUCCUCUACCUGAAGUCAACAUAUGUCCAGCGAGGGAAGAGCGUGUUGCCAAAGGCAGGCAAUCGUUCUCCGUGGCAGCGUCGGUCAUAUUACUGGAAAGACAUAUUUACUGCUCGCUGGGGUGAUAUUUGGGCUGGCAUGGAAUGGUCGAAAUGA